AAUCGCUUUAUUAAGGGUUUUUAUUAAUUUUAAUUGUGUGGUUUUGAGUUCGAAAAUGGAUUAUGCAAAAGAAAAGAACUUCAAUCGUUCUCUUUUUCUGUUUGAAGAUAUUAAAAAUUGUGCUAAAAAUGAAUUUUAUGAUUUAAAUUAUUUUCAAUGUAGUGCUUGUCAGAGAAUUGGUGAAAAUUUGCAAACUAAUGAUGAUAAAUUUUCUUGCGGUUGCAAAACGUCACCAUCACCAACCACUGUAACGGUCUACGACACUUUUAAACCCUACAUAACAUGCAGCAACUUGUGCAACCAAAAGCAGAUGCAAUACAAAAUAACGAAUACCACCACUGAACUAAUUGCUAAAUAUUGUACAAACAAUGAAACCACCAUUCUUCCAAAAUUAAAAUGUAAAUUUAAAUAUAUUAAUCGUACAAUGACCACUAGCCCCACACAAUCACUGGCAGAUUUUUCGCGUAGAAUUGAUGUGUGCUAUCGCAAUUGGCAAUAUGAUGGAUUAUGUGAUGAUUGCAAUAUCGAGUAUAAUUUUCACUAUCAAGACUAUUGUAUUGCAAAUGGCUUGCUGCGUCCUUUUCUAAGUUACAAUUCCUUUUGGCAGGCAACGACCUCUUCGCCACACUUUGGGGAAUUGAAAUUUGUGGCCUUCUUUUGUAUGGCUCUCAAUAAUCAAACGGCCUGCCAUCAGUUGGCCAAUUUAUGUGUUUUGUUUCAUUAUGCAAAUGAUAAGAAUUCGCCCUGUAGUAAAUUUCUUUUAAAUCAAGCCUCUGAUGCAGUCUACAGAUAUGGCAGUGUGGAUGAAUUAUUGUCGCAACAACAAAUGAAACCAUUCUUAUACUAUAGCAAGGGUAAAGAAACAUUAGCGGAAUUGGGUGUGCCAAUCAAAGGUUUAACUUAUACUAUGGAUGUAAAACAGACAACAGUAACAAUAAUCAUUUGAAAUUCUUGUGCAACUACAUAUGCCUUAGAUGGAACCCCUACUGCGUUGGGUUCUUUAAAACUAAAUGAUUUGAAUUUAUGCCCCUAUUAUAAAAACAGUUGGAGUUUUGUUAAUUUUCUAAGAUUUGCUUAUGAAUAUGAUGCAAUUGAGUGUUCAUUGACAUUGGAAGAACUUAUUGAUUUGGCUAAGAUUUAUGACAAUAAUCGUUUUAUAAGUUUAUUUUUAAAUUUCACCAGAAAUGAUGACAAUGAUGGAGUAUUUUUACAAGCCAUACCAAUUCUGAUAGAAGAUCUGUUGCCAGAGAAUAGGCGUCUACAAAAGGAAGAAUGGCAGUUGGUUAAACGUUUCCAAUUAAUACAAUUUCAUCUACGGCAUGGUACAUUAGGCCCAAAAGCUCCUACUCCCUAUGAAGACUCUCACAAAUUGCUAAUCUUUAGAUCUUUGCGCUACGCCGAUAAAAUAGAACUUCACUAUGAUAUUCACGAAAACAAUCACAUAUCGAUACCCAUACUUAAGCUACAUUAUCGCCAUAUAGAAUUUACCAACAAUACUACACUAAAUACCAAAUACAAUUUCAAAUUGCUCAUAACAUAUGAACGGGUUGGUGAAACAGCUAAAGGAGAGCUAGUUAAUGAAAUAGCUCUGCCAUUGUCUUUGCUCUUUGCUUUGGUGGCAGCACUUUUCAAAGCCAAUAAUAGCCGCAAAAGACGUACAUCAUCUUUUGUGACAACAUCUUCGUCUACGACGCCUCUGACAGCAGCAACAUCACAAAACAAUGAUGAUGAUUUUUGUCAUUUUACCUUUUUCACCGAAUUCCUAUUGCAUUUGAUUUCCUAUAUGGCAUUGGCAUUUUUAAUCUGCUUUCUUUUACAUGUUUUUAUGAAUUCUUUGGCAUUUUUAAGUCAAGACAUUGUGGAGUUGACAUUGCCCAUUGUUAAGGAUCAACGUUCGUUGGAAUUGAUUAUAUAUGCAGCAUUGAUUUUAAAGUUGAUAUAUUUGUGUAUAUAUUUUUGGCGCUUAUCACAUUUUCACAUCUUUUUCAUUGAUUGGGAACGUCCUCGUUGUGGCGAUACGAAUCAUUUCAAUUUGAAAAAUAAUCUUGAAACGUCUUCCGUUUGUUCGAGUGUUCGAACUUAUAUUAGUGAUUCAAAUGUUUCGGCUUGGCGUAGCAUUUUGCUGGCGAACGAAUGGAUACAGUUGAGUGGUAAACAGAAGACUUCCAGAGUCUUACAAGGAUUGACAAUGGUGGCAGUGGCAAGGGUAAGUUAAACAAUGAAAAAGUAUGGCAGGGCUUUAUUAAUAUGUACAUUCUUCUUUUCCCUUCUCUCCCUCGUUCUCUCCCUCUGUCAGUAUGUGAUUUUAAGCCAAAUACUAACACGCUUCACUGGAAAUCCCAUACAAAAAUACAUUGACCAUUGUUCGUUGGCAAACAUUUCAAUAUUUACACUAAUCGAACCAUCAUUUGGUUACUAUAUACAUGGACGUUCACCACAUGGUUUUGCUGAUUCCGAUAUGACAACAAUGUUAAUGCAGCUGCAACGUGAAACUCACAGCAUUUGUGGACGUCGUGGUCUUUUAAGUGAUACGGAUCAAUGUUACGUGAUAAUGCCACCAAAAAAUUUAAGUAAUUAUUUUGAUAAACUACUCUUGCCGUAUCAGAGAUCAAUUGGUGGAACUCUAGGUGCUGUAGGCGGUGGAGGAGGAGUGGGUUCAACAGCUACACACUUUCAAAAAGAAAUUAACAGUAUUGAGGGCAAUUUGGAAAAGACUUCGGUUGCCUACUGUAGUGUUAAUCGUUUCUUUUGUGCCUUUAUUGAUCAUGGCAUUAAGGAUAUGGAUUAUAUAAUUAAGGAGAAGACUAUUGUAGAACGUUUGUUCGACUGUGAAUUUGAAAAUUAUUUGACUGACAACAAGGGUACGUUUUAUAUCGACACAAGUUUUUCCUUUACACAAAUGUUUCUUUAUGGCAACGAAUGGCAAAUGUUUAUAUUGGAAUUCCUACUGCUUCUGGCAAUUUAUUUAAUCUUUUCCAAUCUUUUGGCAGCUGUUAUUGCAGUUUGUAUUUUUAAUAAGAUUUUCCAAUCGUUUUAUCGUUAUGCGGUAAAAGAGAAUAUCUCAAAUAAGACUUUAAUCGAUAAACGUUUUUUAAUUUAAAAGUUGCAAUUCAAUGUACUUAUUUUGUUAAUUUUUUUUUUUUUUUUUGAUUUGUUUAAAAAUAAAAUAAAUACAAACUAAAUUUUAAUUAUUUUACUUUAAUUAGUUUUAACUUUUCCAAGAAUAAUGGAAGUUUCAACUAGAAUAAAGCUGUAUUUUUACCGAUAUUCCGUUGAUUUAACUUUUAUGCAU
This is a messenger RNA of Lucilia sericata (common green bottle fly), 3292 nucleotides long. RefSeq names its product meckelin. Gene Ontology annotation, cellular component: ciliary transition zone; MKS complex. The transcript has 9 exons. Gene Ontology annotation, biological process: cilium assembly. The record is from RefSeq and is a predicted model, not a curated record. NCBI's taxonomy places the organism in Eukaryota, Metazoa, Arthropoda, Insecta, Diptera, Calliphoridae.